Aethalodelphis obliquidens (Pacific white-sided dolphin) is the source of this 1506-nucleotide messenger RNA. RefSeq names its product complexin 3 (gene CPLX3). The record is from RefSeq and is a predicted model, not a curated record. NCBI's taxonomy places the organism in Eukaryota, Metazoa, Chordata, Mammalia, Artiodactyla, Delphinidae. Gene Ontology annotation, molecular function: syntaxin binding. The transcript is spliced from 3 exons. Gene Ontology annotation, biological process: neurotransmitter transport; synaptic vesicle exocytosis; regulation of neurotransmitter secretion. Gene Ontology annotation, cellular component: SNARE complex; terminal bouton. Bases 105 to 581 code for a protein of 158 amino acids.
GCAGGCAGGAGCUGUCCGUAAGCCCUAGUGCUGAAGUAGGCGCGGACGUGCUUGGGUGCCCGCCGCGUGGUACCCGGCGCCCGGUGCCCGGGCCAGAGAAGACCAUGGCGUUCAUGGUGAAGACCAUGGUGGGCGGCCAGCUGAAGAACCUUACUGGGAGCCUGGGGGGCGGCGAGGACAAGGGGGACGGGGACAAGUCGGCCGCCGAAGCGCAGGGCAUGAGCCGAGAGGAGUAUGAGGAGUACCAGAAGCAACUGGUGGAAGAGAAGAUGGAGCGGGACGCGCAGUUCACUCAGAGGAAGGCAGAGCGGGCCACGCUGCGGAGCCACUUCCGAGACAAAUACCGGCUGCCCAAGAAUGAGACAGAUGAGAGCCAGAUCCAGAUGGCAGGUGGAGACGUGGAGCUGCCCCGGGAGCUGGCCAAGAUGAUUGAGGAGGACACAGAGGAGGAGGAGGAAAGGGCCUCGGUCCUUGGGCAGCUGCCCAGUCUCCCUGGCUUGGACCUUGGCUCACUUAAGGACAAGGCCCAGACCACACUGGGGGGCCUCAAGCAAUCAGCUGAGAAGUGCCGCAUCAUGUGACUACUUCCUCUGGGGUUGCCCACGGGGGUGACCAGAGGGCUGGCCCCACGUAAGUGCUAACAGCAUGCCUCAAAUUCCAGGGACCCAUAGCCCAUCUUGGCUUUGUUUCCCUGCCCCAGGCCAGCCCCAGGACCCUUCUCAUCCAUGGCUCCAAUCUGCCUUCUGCUUUCUCCCUCUCCCAUGAGACCCAAGUCUCCAUUCCUCACCCUACCCCUCAGGACCCACCCUCCCUACUCAGCCUGGGAAGGCCUCCCAAGAUUGUAAGAAUAGGCCCGACCCUCUCUGGCCAUGGCCCCAAGUUCCUGAACAUAGAAGUACACAUAGAGGGACACACAGAGGGACACAGAGACCCUGCAUGUGCAGAGGGAUAUGCCGCAGAUGCAUCCUGGCCCACGCAAACACAAACACAGGCCAGCUCCCCUGGGUGCCUAGCUCCUCUAGACACCGACAUUCAGAUGCGCUUAGAGAGGGGCUUGAGGCAGACACCCUCAGCAGUCAGGAGGCCUGAGUUCAAGUCUCCACAUUUAUUCUCCUUAAAACCCAGUGUCCUUUCUGGGCCUUAUUUCAUCAUCUGUAACAUGGGAACGGACUGGGUGAUUUCUAAGACUUUCUAGCUUGGCCUCCCCGGCCCCUAAGAGUCAACCCCACAGCCCUCGUUGGGUAGGGCAGCAGCUGCAGCCACAGCCUUAAGCGGCUGCCACCGUGGGCUCUGGCUCUCGGAAGCUGAGUGAUGCUGUGAGGGGCCUAGUGCCAAGGAUGAAGCUGGCACUGAACAGCAGCCCAGGUGGCUCCGGGCCUUCUCUGGGCCCAGGGCCCAGCCAAUUUCUGUUCUGUUCCUGUAGAACUCUCUCUGGAUUCCAUAGCUGGAUUUCCUCUCUCAGCUCAGUGAAAAAUAAAAAUUCCAGAUGACCUGCCUAUUCUCCCA